This is a messenger RNA of Chroicocephalus ridibundus (black-headed gull), 1634 nucleotides long. It is a transcript of the gene SH3YL1, whose product is annotated as SH3 and SYLF domain containing 1. Bases 238 to 1263 code for a protein of 341 amino acids. NCBI's taxonomy places the organism in Eukaryota, Metazoa, Chordata, Aves, Charadriiformes, Laridae. Gene Ontology annotation, cellular component: ruffle membrane. The transcript is spliced from 10 exons. Gene Ontology annotation, molecular function: protein binding; phosphatidylinositol binding. Gene Ontology annotation, biological process: regulation of ruffle assembly. The record is from RefSeq and is a predicted model, not a curated record.
ACCCCUGCUAAGCACGAUGUGUGGACUGUGUGGGCGGGAAGACGGACGGGACGGGAUGGGACAGGACACGGGGCGGCAGGCGGGCGAGCAGGCGGUUGGCGGCCGCCUCGGCCCCGCCCGCCUCACCUGAGGCAGGUGCGCGGCUCGGCGGGGCCGCCCGGGCCCGGCCCAGUGCGGCGGCGGCGAGGAGAAGGGAAGCGAGGCGAGGCGAGGCGAGGCAGCCCUAGCCCGGGCAGGAUGAAUAACCCUAUACCUUCCAACCUGAAGUCAGAAGCUAAAAAGGCAGCUAAAAUAUUACGAGAAUUUACAGAAAUAACUUCCAGAAAUGGACCCGAUAAAAUCAUACCUCCUCAUGUAAUAGCUAAAGCCAAAGGCCUUGCAGUUUUGUCCGUUAUCAAGGCGGGAUUUUUGGUGACUGCUCGAGGCGGAAGUGGAAUUGUAUUAGCUCGUCUUCCUAAUGGAACCUGGUCUGCUCCUUCUGCAAUAGGAAUUGCUGGCGUUGGUGGUGGAUUUGAAAUUGGAAUUGAGGUUUCAGACUUAGUGAUAAUAUUGAAUCAUGAAAGAGCAGUAGAGGCUUUCGCCAAAGGAGGGAAUCUUACACUUGGAGGAAAUCUUACUGUGGCAAUUGGACCUCUGGGGAGGAACUUAGAAGGGGAUGUUGCCCUGAGAAGCUCUGCUGCUGUCUAUACAUACUGCAAAUCUCGAGGACUGUUUGCAGGUGUAUCUCUGGAAGGAACCUGUUUAAUUGAAAGGAAAGAAACAAAUCGCAAGUUUUAUGGGCAGGAUAUUCGUGCUAGUGCCAUCUUGCUUGGUGAUGUGCCUUUUCCUGCUCAAGCAGAUGAUCUUUAUGAAACUCUAGCAUCCUUCACUGAAGUAUAUGAAAACGAAGAGCAAAAAAAUAACCCAGGAAAAGCUGUAAGGGAACAAAGAUGGGUAAAUGACCCACCUGCUAGACCAUCAGCAAGACCAGAGCCACCUAAACCCACUGUUAGACCAACACCACCAGCUAAAAAGAAUACAAACAAACUUUAUCCUGAACUUCCAAAUGAUUAUGCCUCUGUGGGAAACUCUUGGAGUAGUCCAGUAGAAGUGACAGCACUUUACUCAUUCGAAGGACAACAGCCAGGUGACUUGACUUUCAAAGCUGGAGACAAAAUCACAGUCACAACCAAAACAGAUUCCCAGUUUGAUUGGUGGGAAGGAAGCAUAGGAGGACAAACUGGCAUCUUUCCAGCCAAUUAUGUUGCCAUAAAUAACAAUUGAAUUUGUAUAGAAGAAAAUGUUGAAGCAGUAAUAUAUUUACAUUGAAAAAUAUAUUUUAACUUUUCAGAUUUUAUUAAAAUGAGAUUCUAACACAGAACUGAAAUGCAUUAAAUGACCUUAACUUUCCCCUAAACUUAUUUCUUAUUUCUUAAAUAAACACUAGCUGAUGGUCUAUUUAUGAUGAAAUUUUAUUUUUGAGCAAGUCGCUGUAUAAAAAGUACUCCAAUUUGUGUCUAGUUUCAAUUCUGUCUUGCUAUAUGGAUUUAUUUUUUACAUGACAGAAAAAUGACAAACAAUUUAAAACUAGACAUGCUGAUAAAAUACUGAUUUCUAUUAAAUUAUAAUUUACGGACUCUUUCUAUAAUAAAUGC